This is a messenger RNA of Funneliformis geosporum, 402 nucleotides long. Lineage: Eukaryota; Fungi; Glomeromycota; Glomeromycetes; Glomerales; Glomeraceae. The record is from the annotation of a GenBank genome assembly.
AUGUCAGAAAUGACAGAAUUCGAUCAUAGCGAUUUAAUUAGACGCAAUGAAUUUCAAAGAGUGAAAUAUCAAGAAAAUUUAAAAACGUGUUGCGCGGAUGGAAUAUUAAGAGAAAAAAUUACUAAAUUAUAUGGUAUUACUACUGACCUUACUACUUUACGAGAAUUAGGAUAUUGUCAUAAAGAUUUUCAUAGUGGAAACAUCUUGCAAGAUGAACGAGAUUCUUACGUUUCAGAUUUCAUAAUUUUGAUGACAAACUUAUUGAACGCAUCGUUAAAAUUAAAACCAAAUAACGAUAUUACAUUAAUGAAACAAUGCUUUGAUCCUAAUCCUUCGAAGCGGCCAACUGUUUUGCAAUUAAUAGAUACGCUUGAAAUUUGGAAUCAAGCUUAUUCUGAUUAA